This is a messenger RNA of Bufo bufo (common toad), 2347 nucleotides long. Its product is annotated as cytochrome P450 4B1-like. Gene Ontology annotation, molecular function: monooxygenase activity; oxidoreductase activity, acting on paired donors, with incorporation or reduction of molecular oxygen; iron ion binding. The record is from RefSeq and is a predicted model, not a curated record. NCBI's taxonomy places the organism in Eukaryota, Metazoa, Chordata, Amphibia, Anura, Bufonidae. The coding region runs from base 142 to 1689 and encodes 515 amino acids. The transcript is spliced from 14 exons.
GCGUCCUAUGGAAGCAGGACCGUAGGAAAGCCACUGAAAUCCGGGGCUGUCACGCUGGAUCCGGGACGGUUAGGAGAGCACGAUCUAUCUCCAGUGUGACAAUCCUGACAUAUGUAGCAGAGCUCAGGCUGCGUCCCGGACAUGUCAUCCCCUCUAUUCUUCGGGCUCCACUCGCAGAGUGUGUGGUCCUGGGCGGUCUGGCUCUGCCUCCUGUAUGUGCUGGUGAAAGCCUGGAAGCUCUACCUGAAUAAGAGGCAGCUGGAGAAAAAUUUUAGGCAGUUCGAAGGUCCUAAACGUCACUGGCUGUACGGCAAUGCUCAGGAGUUCCAUGAAUCUGGCAAUGACAUGGAGAUUAUGGUUCGUCAUGCUGAACAAUACCCGUACGCCUAUCCACUGUGGCUGGGAAAUUUCUUUGCAGUACUGAGCAUAUGCCACCCAGACUAUGCAAAGGCCAUCCUGUCCAGACAAGAUCCAAAGGAUAAUUUUGCCUACCAUUUUCUUACUCCAUGGAUAGGGAAGGGGUUGCUGGUGUUAUCAGGAGAGAAGUGGUUUCAACAUCGCCGGCUGCUGACCCCGGGAUUUCAUUAUGAUGUUCUGAAGCCGUAUGUCAAGCUGAUGUCCGACUGCGUCACUGUCAUGCUGGACAAAUGGGAACGUCUUAUCCCAGAUCAGAACCCUGUGGAGCUUUUCCAUCACGUCAGCCUCAUGACCCUGGACACCAUCAUGAAAUGCGCCUUCAGCUACCAGAGCAACUGCCAGCUGAACAGUGAGAGCAUUUAUAUCAAAGCUGUAUACGAGCUAUCCCAGCUGGUGAGCUACAGAUUGUUCUAUCCGCUGUAUCAUAACGAUCUGAUUUUUUAUCUGAGCCCUCAUGGAUUCCGAUUCCGCCGAGCCUUGAAGAUAGCGCAUGAACACACAGAUAAAGUAAUUAAAGAGAGGAAACAAUCCCUCAACGAAGAUACAGAGCUGGAGAAGAUCAAGAAGAAGAGGCACCUGGAUUUCCUUGAUAUUCUCCUCUGUGCUAGGGAUGAAAAUGGUCAGGGUCUAUGUGAUGAAGACCUGCGAGCAGAGGUGGACACCUUUAUGUUUGAGGGUCAUGAUACAACAUCCAGUGGCAUCUCCUGGAUAUUGUACUGUUUGGCUAAAUAUCCCGAACAUCAGGUCAAAUGCCGGGAGGAGAUCAGAGAGGUCCUGGGGAAGAGGACUACAGUGGAGUGGGAGGACCUGAGUAAGCUGCCAUACACCACCAUGUGUAUUAAGGAGAGCAUGCGUCUCUACCCGCCUGUACCAGAAGUGGCUCGCCAACUUAAAGAACCAAUAACAUUUAUUGAUGGACGGAGCCUACCCAAAGGUGCUGUUAUCUUCCUCUGUAUAUACGUUAUAAACAGGUGCCCCAGCAUCUGGGAGGAUCCAGAGGUAUUUGAUCCCCUGAGAUUCUCUCCUGAAAAUUCAUCCACUAGACACUCCCAUGCCUUCUUGCCCUUCUCUGCUGGAGGAAGGAACUGCAUUGGGCAGAACUUUGCAAUGAAUGAAAUGAAAGUCGCCACCGCUUUAACCUUACAGAGGUUUGAGCUACAUCUGGACCCUAAGAGAGAACCAGUAAUACGAUCCCAAUUGGUCUUACGCUCCAUGAAUGGGAUACACGUCAAUCUGAAGAAGAUCCACUCGGACAAGACAGAAAAUAUCUGAUCUGAUAGAAAUCUCUGAAUAUCACUGUUCAUAAUGAUAUUUAAUCUAGAGAUUUUCAUGGAUGCAAUCAUAGAAUUAAUAUUAAAGGGGUAUUUCGAUUUUUUUGGGUAUCAGAUCCCCACCAAUCAGACGACAGGCCAUGACUUGUUAAACUCUGGAAUACCCCUUUAACUAUCAUACACUGCUCAAAAUUGAGAUACAAUAUAACAUUCUGUUUGCCCACAGCUCCCACUAGGGGGAGAUUAGGAGGUCACUACAUAAAGUACCCAUCAGCAGGAUCAACUCCAUAAGGGUUGAUCCAGAAUGAUAGCCACAGUGUUCUUUCGUCAUCCAUUCGGCAGUAUAUGCCGUGGCUUCUGAAUAGUGCAGGGGGCUGCUGUGCUAUUCCAUCCAGAGACAUCCAGUAAAAAACAUACACCGUGCAGAAUAGGUUUUUAACUUGGGCGCCUGUGGGUGAUGAGUGCCGCCCAAUGGUGUCUGUAAAACGCAUACGUUCCAGGUUUCCAUGGGGGAAUACUCCCAACAGACCCUGCUGAUAUAGUUUGAAAAGGGCCAUAUACAUGUUUACUGCUUUUGUGUCUUUUUAUAAUUUUACACUGCAUUCUUGUGCUUUCUAUAAUUUUAUGCAUUUUGAUUAAAUUGUGUGAAAUCGUCUUUA